Lathyrus sativus (Indian pea) is the source of this 273-nucleotide messenger RNA. The record is from the annotation of a GenBank genome assembly. NCBI's taxonomy places the organism in Eukaryota, Viridiplantae, Streptophyta, Magnoliopsida, Fabales, Fabaceae.
AUGAUGAUAUCUUGGAAUGUGAGAGGGAUUAAUAACUCAGCAAAGUGCCAUGAGGUUGUCUCCCGCCUCAAUCAUUUGGAUCCUGAGAUAGUUGUUCUGGUUGAAACUAGAGUUAAAGCUCAAGAUGUUGUUAAAGUUAGGAAUAAAUUUGGUAAGAAAUGGAAGAUUAUUGACAAUUACUCCAAGCAUAAUAAUGGUAGGAUUUGGAUAUUGUGGGAUGAUGCUAGAAUAAAGGUUACAACUCACCAUUUCUACUCAAUUCAUCCAUUGUAG